This is a messenger RNA of Necator americanus (New World hookworm), 276 nucleotides long. RefSeq lists its product as uncharacterized. Gene Ontology annotation, cellular component: ribosome; cytosolic large ribosomal subunit. NCBI's taxonomy places the organism in Eukaryota, Metazoa, Nematoda, Chromadorea, Rhabditida, Ancylostomatidae. The transcript is spliced from 2 exons. Bases 1 to 276 code for a protein of 91 amino acids. Gene Ontology annotation, molecular function: structural constituent of ribosome; RNA binding. The record is from RefSeq and is a predicted model, not a curated record. Gene Ontology annotation, biological process: translation.
AUGACUAAGGGUACACAGGCCUUCGGUAAGAAACAUGUAAAAUCGCACACGUUGUGCAAACGUUGUGGGCGAUCGAGUUUCCACAUCCAGAAGAAGAGAUGUGCAUCGUGUGGAUAUCCAGAUGCUAAGAAGCGCAAGUACAACUGGGGAGCUAAGUCAAUCCGCAGAAGAACCACCGGUACUGGUCGCAUGCGCCACCUUCGAAAUGUGCACAGACGUUUUAGAAAUGGAUUCCGUGAGGGCACCACCCCGAAGCCUAAGGUCGCCGCCAACUAA